Achroia grisella is the source of this 1442-nucleotide messenger RNA. RefSeq names its product odorant receptor 4-like. Lineage: Eukaryota; Metazoa; Arthropoda; Insecta; Lepidoptera; Pyralidae. The record is from RefSeq and is a predicted model, not a curated record. Gene Ontology annotation, molecular function: olfactory receptor activity; odorant binding. The transcript has 9 exons. Bases 213 to 1442 code for a protein of 409 amino acids. Gene Ontology annotation, biological process: detection of chemical stimulus involved in sensory perception of smell; sensory perception of smell. Gene Ontology annotation, cellular component: plasma membrane.
AAACCAUAAUUUUUGUUAUGAAACUCUCAUUAUAUUACUCAUAACUUAGCCCCUUUAUCAAAUAUUUAAUGGAGUAAAAUGUCUAUGUUAGCAUACUAUAAAUACUCACUCAUCAUUUAAUAAGAUUGUAGUUAUAAGUUGGAAUUGUCGUCAUUAAGGUACAAAUUAGUUGAUUUUCAAUUUUAUUAUUUUGAAACUAAUAAUUGAAAACAAUGUCAGAAGAUACAAAAAAAAUUGCUGAGAAAGAAAUUCACAAUACGCUACGAUUUUGUAACUUUUUCAUUCGUAAUGUAGGACUAUCAUUUGUUGACGAAAUACCGACCACAUAUUUCAAAAAAAUAUUUGUAUUAGGAUAUUUUGUGGCAGCAUUAUCCCUUAUACUUCUCAUAUUAAUUGGUGAACAUGCAUAUAUAAUCUAUAUUUUUCAUAAUUUGGUUUCUUUGGAGCAACUAAUUGGGAGUAAUUUACACAUUAUUGGAUAUGGGAUAAUUAGUUUUGGGAAGCUGUUGACCCUUUGGUACAAGAAGAAUACAUUUCGUCAAGUAGUUAAAGAACUAGCUGACAUUUGGCCUGUUGCUGAGACAAAUGCUAAAGCGGUUGCUAUAAAAAAUAGUAGUCUUAAAUCUUUGCGAUCUAUAGAAAUAUUAUACGUCUUUUUGAACGUCAUAGGUGUGAGCUUUUAUACUCUGACUCCAGUAGCCCUGCAUAUCUAUCGAUUAACCAGAGGGAUUCCCACAGAUUUAGGAUACGUAUGGCAGUUGUACUAUCCAUUUGAUCAAACCAAGCCUGUCGUACAUGAAUUAGUUUAUAUGUAUGAAAUAUUUGCAGGAAUGGCGUGCGUGAGUUGCAUGCUGGGCUGUGAUGUAUUUUUUAUAACAAUGGCAAGUCACAUCAGCAUGCUACUACGUAUACUACAAGUCAAGAUUACAAGUAUCGGCACACCAGAUGGGGACAAACUUGUUAGAGAAUCACUUGAUUGCUAUGACGAGAUUGUUGCAGUGGUAAAAAUUCAUCAGAGGUUGAUCAGGUACGGCAAUGAUUUGGAGGAUGCCUUUGCAGUGGUGAACUUGAUAAAUGUUCUUUUAAGCUCUGUCGAUAUUUGCUGUGUUAUGUUUACUAUAGUUUUUCUAGAUCCGGUGAUGGAAGUGAGUAGUAAGUUCUUUCUUGGCGCCGCAUUGACUCAAAUGGGAAUAGUAUGCUGGUAUGCUGACGACAUCUUUACCACGAGUUUAGGCGUGUCGGACGCGGUGUACGAGAGUGGGUGGUACAAUUGCGACAUUCGGAGUCGACGAGCACUCCUCCUAAUGCUGGAGAGAUCACAGCGACCGCUUUAUUUCACUGCAUUGAAAUUUAGCCCCAUUACAUUGAAUACUUAUAGAUCGAUUCUUACGACGUCGUAUUCCUAUUUUACACUGCUAUACACAGCAUAUCGACAAAAUUAA